This is a messenger RNA of Pezoporus flaviventris, 2106 nucleotides long. It is a transcript of the gene VBP1, whose product is annotated as VHL binding protein 1. Bases 521 to 1003 code for a protein of 160 amino acids. Gene Ontology annotation, molecular function: tubulin binding. Gene Ontology annotation, cellular component: cytoplasm; prefoldin complex. The transcript is spliced from 6 exons. NCBI's taxonomy places the organism in Eukaryota, Metazoa, Chordata, Aves, Psittaciformes, Psittacidae. The record is from RefSeq and is a predicted model, not a curated record. Gene Ontology annotation, biological process: protein folding; microtubule-based process; tubulin complex assembly.
GGUAAAUGUCAAGGUCAGAAAUGCAUGGCUGAUCCCCACGUGCCUUUCAGGAGGCUGAGAACGUUGCCCACAGGCAGCUGGAGCUUCCUGCAGUCUGAAGGAGGCACUUGCAGAGGUCAGCAUCCCUGCCUGCUCAGGCCUGUCCUCCCUGGCUGCUUUUCCAGCUGAUGGUAGGACUGGCUGGCAUUGUUCUCUAGAGGAUUCCAUGGAUUCCUGCCGGCUAUAGGAGCUCUUGAAGGUGAGCUGUUCACUACCAUAAAGCCUGCCUGAGCAGAUACCACAGUUUUCCUCUUCUUUGUGUCUCUACUACAACAUGCUUGAUCAGGCCAUGAUUCUUUUCCUUCAUCAGUCUUAUCCUGAACAGUUUGUAAUCUGAUCAGCCACAGAGAAGCGUUAUCCCUGCUGUAGGGAGAGCAAAGCAGGGGUUAGCAGUGGUCUGAGGAUACCCAUCCCUGUCAGGUGUCAUUCGACAUCUGCUGGGACUGGAAGCACCACUGACAAGGAAGAUGUAGAUUCUUUUAUGAAACAGCCUGGAAAUGAGACAGCAGAUGUAGUUCUUAAGAAGCUGGAUGAGCAGUAUCAGAAGUAUAAAUUUUUGGAACUUAAUCUUGCCCAAAAGAAAAGGAGGCUAAAAAGUCAGAUUCCUGAAAUUAAACAGACAUUAGAAAUUUUAAAACACAUGCAGAAGAAAAAGGAUUCCACAAAUCCAAUGGAAACCAGAUUUUUAUUGGCAGAUAAUCUCUACUGCAAAGCUUCAGUUCCUCCUACAGAUAAAGUUUGUUUGUGGUUGGGGGCCAAUGUGAUGCUUGAAUAUGAUAUUGAUGAAGCUCAGGCUCUGUUAGAAAAGAAUUUGUCAACAGCCACAAGAAACCUUGACCUUCUAGAGGAAGACCUGGAUUUUCUUAGAGACCAGUUCACCACUACAGAAGUCAAUAUGGCUAGAGUUUAUAAUUGGGAUGUAAAGAGAAGAAACAAGCAAGACCCUUCCAAAAACAAAGCAUAGUUUUGCCAAUUUUAAAUGUGGUUUCAAUUUCCAAGUAUUUUUUAUUUAAACACCCCCAAAGUUCAUUCUCAAGGGACUGAGUUACUUUAAGCAUUUCAGUAAAGGGUAAAAUGUAUAAAAACUAAUGGUGACCACCAUUUUAUUUAUUUGUAAACUCAGAAUUUGGUUUCAUGCAUGCUUCAGGAAAUGAAUUAUUUGAAAAGGCACCAUGGAGUCCAGCAAAGGACAGAGUAUUUUGAUCAGACCAGUCUGUCAUAACUAAAUUUCUACCUGAGAGCUUGUCUGAGAAGUUGAGGGGCAUGCGUGAAACGAGUCUGGCACUGGAGCAGGGAUUUACUUUUUCAUCUCUGUGUACAGAUGAUGGAGUUGAAGGUGACUUGGGCAGGGAGAUGUGCAGCUGUGAUGUGCUAAGAAACAGAGAAAACAGAGUGAAGUCUUGCAUUUUGUUUCAGUCAGUUAACAGGCAGCAUCACUCGGUGAGCAUUCCCAGAUACCCACAGUGGAUAAGUGUGGUUUUAUUACCAGUGGGUUAGUUAACUGCCUGUAACUGAACUCUCAGCACUUUGCACACAAGACUUUGUGACCUCUCUGCAGAGAGGAGUGGUGAAUGAGCAGCACAGGCUGCGUCAGGGCUGCAGGUGAUCUCUCCCCUUCGUUCUCAUACCCAUGUGCACGCUGCCGACUUCUACAAACGCCUUGAACAAGGACCCAAAGCACUGGUAGCUUGUAAACAACCCCCACUUCUGAUCCCUUAGACAGGAGGGGUCACCCCUCUCAGCCUCCCAGUGGUGAAACCUGUAUCGGGUGAGGGUGCGUUACUGAGGCCCGACUGCUGGUGUCAACAGUUGGAGUCUUUAUUGGGGUUUUCCGGCGCCUUGCGAGAUUGUUGCCUUUUACCUCUGCAGUUUCUUUCUAAACUGAAAUGCUCAGUGGUGAUGUCAGUGGCUACAUAUUCACAUUCUGUGACUGAGAAUACAGGUUUCGCUGCAAAAUAAAUGCAAAUGUCAACUGUUCAGUCUUCAUGUAAGAAACAGUAUACCUGUAAAUUUUUUGUACUUUUAUUUCAUGAUAUUAAAAUAGUAAAACUAAGCAGUUGUGGCAAA